This is a messenger RNA of Scatophagus argus, 4244 nucleotides long. RefSeq lists its product as uncharacterized. The transcript has 13 exons. The coding region runs from base 1 to 1518 and encodes 505 amino acids. Gene Ontology annotation, biological process: regulation of gene expression. Gene Ontology annotation, cellular component: nucleus. The record is from RefSeq and is a predicted model, not a curated record. NCBI's taxonomy places the organism in Eukaryota, Metazoa, Chordata, Actinopteri, Scatophagidae. Gene Ontology annotation, molecular function: DNA binding; POU domain binding.
AUGGUGAACAAGGAAAACAUCAUACGUGCCACACAUAACCCCAGCAGAACGGGCAUGUUAGCAGGAGGCGUGGUCGUCGGCAUCUUGCACAGCCAGUGUCGCAUUACCACAGGUACGGCUCAGACUCCUAACCUGGACAAACAAACAGGUGGCAGGAGGACGGCUCGAGCUACUCAAAAACACCGGAACUGGUUGUACAAGAUGAGAGGACGGUACAAACGAAAGGACCCGGCAGAUGAAAGGGCCGACAGCGGAUCCGGGCUCGCUCCGGUGCCAGGGGAAGCCGCGGCUGGCUUAGCUGAGCCGCACGCACCUGUUUCCGGUUUUAAUGCCAAAGAUGUGGACGCUAGUAAAAAAGGAACAAGAUGUUCCAUUUAUGAUGGUGAGAAGGUCUACCUUGGAGUCCGAGUCAAAAUGCCAGUCAAGGAUCUUCUGAGAAACAUUCGCUUAGCAAAGGGCUGGGAUCCUCAAGAUUCUCAGGAGCUCCACGGCAAAAAUGUCAAAGGAGACAAGAAACGAGUCAAAACUCGUGCAGGACGCCGAACUACCAAGAGAAAACGCCCCUCUAAAAGCCUGGAGGAGCUGGCAAUCAUCGUUGAGGUGCUGGAGGAGGAUCUCAGGACCGGCAACAACUACCCCUCCCUUUCCCCGUCUUUGUGCUCCUCCCACCUUUCUAUGUCUCCUGAGUGGUCUCCAAAUGGGUACAACAGCGAUGAGUCCGAUGAAAUGAUCCCCAGCCCUCAGUCCUACAUGACCUACUCACCAGGCACAGCAGAGUACCACCAGGCCCCGUCCCCUCCUGGUUUCAUGCACAACAGCAUCCAGCUGUCCAGUGAGGGAAACAAUGGAAGAGAUAGUGGUAGAGAGGAGGAGUGGUUUGAUCACCAGAACCACGACUGGAACCUGAACAGCGCUGCCUUUUUCUGGACACAGCUGCAGAAAGAGGAGAGCCAGCUGAGGCACAUCUCUGAUGCUGUAUUGCUGACCACCGAUGGACAAGGCAGGACAGCGCUCCAUAAAGUGGCAUGUAUUGGGAAGAGGGCACUGGGCUACGGCAUCGCAAAAAGGAUGGCUGCUCUCAACAGCCUGGACCUCAGAGACUCUGAUGGAAUGACUGCCCUCCUCCAUGCAGCAAAGCAUAACCACCAUCUGAUGGUAGCAGAUCUGAUCCGUUUGGGGGCUGACGUCAAUGCCACAGACAACUCGGGAAAGUCUUGCCUCCACCUCAGUGCUGAGAAAGGCUACGUCAGAGUUCUGGAGGUUCUAAAACACGCGCUGAUGGAUGGUGUGUAUGUUGACGUUGAAGCCACUGAUAAUUCGGGGAUGAGUGUCCUCCAGUGUGCCUCAUUGGCUCUGAAAGUCACGGUACGUGAGCUGGAAAGCAGUAAAUCCCCCAAUCAAACCAGACUCCACACACUGCGCCAGGAGCAGAUGAUGGAGACCCUGGAGUGUCUGCUGCAGAUGGGCAGCUACCUUCAUACCAUGGGGAGCCACAGUAUGCACCCUAUGAUCGGUUGACCAGCCGGCACACCUGCCCGGCAGGGCUUUUUGGAGACCCGACAGUAAUGUUCUGAGUUGGUUCAGGCUUGAAUUUGUCUUAGAGAGAGAAGAACCUCAUUGCUGCUCUUUCUCCAAGCAUGAGUUUAGGCCUGUUAUGUAAAGCAUCUAAGGUUUUGUGUGAGGUAAAAAUGCCUGACUUGCAAUCAGGUAUUUUUUGUAACCUGCACAGAAACAUUAGGUGCCCAUAAGUUGGUUUCUGUGAAACUUCCAUUGUUUGUUACGUAGGAGUAACAAGUUGUCCUCAAUAAUGUGUCUGAGGAGAUCCACAUGUAAAAUCCUAUGUGCUUUUUCAUGACAGUUUUAAGGGUCCAGUAGUGUCAAAGUAUGGACACCUUAUACAAAUCAUUGCAGCAGGAAGGAAAAGUACCCUGAAGCAAAAACUUAAGUAAUAAUAAUAGGGUAACAGUGCCACAGUUAGUUAUUAAUUACUGUAUCCAUUCCAAUUACUGGGUCAAUAAAGACUUUUCUAUAGUUGUUUUUCAAUAGCCAGUCAAUCUAUAUGUGGUUAAAGAUUAUUCUUCCAUAAGAACAGGAAUUUACAUGUUACAUCUUUUAAAGGACUUAUAUUUGAGGACAUUAAGUUUUAGCGUUAUACGGUCAUGGGUAUACUUAUAUACUUUAAUAUACUUUCAUUUGCUUGCCUUCACAUCUCAAACACAGUUUUUAGCCUGCCGUGUGUGUGGAGUUUUUGUUCUCUUAGAACCUCUAAGUUUUUGUACUUUGGACAUGGUCUACACAUGAAAAGGAUACUUUGUCAAAUGUAACGUAAUGUGGUCUAUUUUUGACCUGUUUUAAAGCACUCGGGCAUUUUGGUAAAUACACGUAUUAGUUUGCUUUCUUUCUGAGUUCAAGAUGUAUAAUCAGUUAAACAGUUUUAUCCCUUUGUGUUCUACAGAGAAGCAUUCAGAAUGUGUUUUAGCCUAGCUAGUUUAGCUCAGUGGUUGCAGGGGAAGGACCUAACAAUUCUCUGACGUACGGCCAAUUCCUCUUGGCUUGGUCUUUACCCUGCAUUCAGUCUGCUAUAUAUGUAUAGCUAUAUAUAUUUUUUUUUUUCAAGGACCUCAUGUUUUUGGUUUUUGUUAUAUUGUGUGUCAAUGUCUUGGUUAAACUUUUCUCAGGUGAAAAUGGUAGUAAAAUAGUUUUGUUAUGAAACAACACAUUUAUAGACAGACUUCAGGAGUAUAUUAUACUAUUGAUUUGGAUUCGAUUAUUUUGAGGUGGCAGAUGGUCAGUAUGGCUAGUAUGACAAUUAUUGACUUUGAACAAAGCACAGAAACAUAUAGCGCUUCACUAGUGGGAAAACUGGUUUAUAUGUACAUUUAUAAUCAAUAUCUACUGAUUUAAGAGAGCGACUGAGUUGUGUGAGUAGCCUUCUAAAAAAUAAUCAACAACGUAUUUACUGUUGUUCAUUUACAAUGUCUUACAUAUUGCUGGGGAACUAUGUUACAAGGGAGAAUUUAUAUCAACACUGUGAAAGAGGAAUUAAUCACUUGGGUGGUGAUCUUACAUGCAUGUCAAAGUUUAUCAAUCUGUAAGUGGAUAAUGGAAAAGCCUUUAGUGUGAGACGAAGGUUACAAAGCUGUCUUUGUUUUGUGAUUUGUUUUAAUGUAUACUGAGAUGUUGGGGAUGCUGGUUGUGUUUGUAUUUGAGUAUUUUCUAUUUUAAAAACUGAAAAUGAAAGAAAAGUAUGGAUUUACUGUAGAAGGCUCAUAAGGACUCCUUGUGUCAAACAGAUGUCAGUAAUGUUACCAUCAGGUUUGAUAAAAAUGGCAAUAACUAAAAUUCACAAUUGUGUUACAUAUUAGGGUUGGGUGAUCUGUUAACAUUUUCCAACCUGCCACCAUCAGCCCAGCAACAGCCGAUAGCUGAUGUAUUAGUACUACUGUACUAGUACUGAUCUUCACAGAUUAAUGGGUUAGGAGAGGUAUCAGCUAGUACUGGUGGCUUGCACUUUUUAACACAAAUGUAAAUUUAUUUGGCUUUGCUCUUAACAAAUGGAAUUUCACUUGUGAUGUAACAAACAUCAAAUUGCAUAUUAGGACUAUUAAGUAAAAAAUAAUAUGGAGGGGGGAGGUAAUAUUCACAGAAAAAAGUCAUUUCGAGAAAUAAAAUCUCAAAAAAACGCAUCUCUAGUUCCAUGUCAGUGGCUGCUUCUUAAUAUAAUAGGAUAUUUUAGUGCCAAAACUUACUGCCUAUGAAUGUGGUGUUUUAAUAUGUUAUUACUUAGACAAACUUAACUCUGACUUCCAGAGUUUACAAAACUUGAUUUUUGCAAAUUUCUUUUUCUCAUAAAUUUUUUGUAGAAUUUCUUCGUUUUUAUUGGAAAAUUUAUAACCUCAUAUAAUAUUCAGAUUUUUUUUCCUCUUAAAUGUACAACUUUAAUCACAGAAUUUUUCCCAGAAUAUUACCCCCUCCCCCUUUUGUUAUUUAAUUGUUUUGUUGUCUUAAUAUGCCAUCGUACAAACAUACUUACACAAAGACAGCAUUUAUUGCCAAUAUAUAUAUAUUUUUAUAUUUUUUUUGCAGUGUAUGGUAGUUAUCCAUCAGGUUAUUGUGACAGACCAAAUAUAAUUCAUAAAAGCUAAAUAUGGUUAACACUGGUAGUGGGUAUAAGCCAUGCUUCUGUAAUAAUUUGUGCAUUUUCAUCUUUCUGAGUUAAAUCAAUAAACUUUUGUGCUAACUAA